This is a messenger RNA of Cyclocybe aegerita, 861 nucleotides long. NCBI's taxonomy places the organism in Eukaryota, Fungi, Basidiomycota, Agaricomycetes, Agaricales, Hemipholiotaceae. The record is from the annotation of a GenBank genome assembly.
AUGGUGAGUAUACUUGAUGUCAAGGUCAAAGACGUCCCGCACUUUCUGGCCUACAAUGUGGUCAAGGAGCGCGUGUCUGUUCUCCAUGUUGUUUCUCUUCUCCUACAAAGCGCGCUCGAGAGCUUGAAAGGGGCAGCCUUUUACGUUUUCCUCUUGUGGAAGACAUACGAAGUAAUCGAAUAUGUGGACACGCAGAGGGCUCUGGAAUUUAGGAACGAAAUUCACACAUCAGUCAUGCUGGCAUGGAUGAAAUACAUUCCCCGAUACAAUUUCAAAACUUGCAAGCUCCAUACAAAGGAUCUCAAAUUCGAUGAACGAAAAAUAGUGGCACGCAUUGACCCGCCUGCGCUGUGCGCCGUCCUUGCCGACUUCGCUGCGAUGGGUUUCAUCCCAGUUGAAGAGUUCGAAGCUUGCGGGAUCUAUAUAGCGCAACAACACUCAAAUACCGAUCACCUUGGGUGGUUAAAGAUAAUGGCCGAGCGUGGGCCCUGUAUCGACACGGGUUUCCCACUUCUCUGUGUUUCGGUUCUCCGGUGUAGGCGGCAUGAGCUUGGUUACACAAAAAAUGCUCUGAAAGAGGAAUCCCUCAUUGAAUUUUUCUUCGGACUUAUGAAGACGGCUCUCACUCUUACACCCGAAACGACAAUUGACCCUCUCAUAGGAAAGGUCAUAAUUUAUCGGGCGGGGCUGUGGAACUCAGAUAGUUACGACCUCGAAGAACGUGCAAUGACGCUGCUUACUGCUGGUGGUAUGCGAUACUUGAGGAUUCGGGAUCGGCCGUAUGAGCCGACGAGCCUCCUCGAACCUUCAAGGGAUGCUCUGUCCAAGCAGAGGUCGGCGAUAGUUGGGAUAGAGCAAUAG